UGUGUGCGUUUGUGUGUGACAAGAAGAAAGAGAGGAGAAAUGCGUGUGCUGUCGUGCAAAUUUCUUGGCCGAGUUGUGAACUCCGCACUGCCGCAACAAUUCACUUCACUGCGAUCUUUAUCCAGAACAACCCCAGCCAUGGUUAAAGUAGGUGACUCUCUGCCCGCAGUGGACCUCUUUGAGGACUCCCCGGCCAACAAGAUCAACACCGGCGAUCUGGUCAACGGCAAGAAGGUGAUCAUUUUCGGCGUGCCUGGUGCAUUUACUCCCGGAUGCUCCAAGACCCAUUUGCCCGGCUAUGUGAGCUCCGCCGAUGAACUGAAGUCCAAGCAAGGUGUUGACGAGAUCGUCUGCGUUUCGGUCAAUGACCCCUUCGUCAUGUCUGCCUGGGGCAAGGAGCACGGUGCCGCUGGAAAGGUACGUCUCCUGGCCGAUCCCGCUGGUGGAUUCACCAAAGCCCUGGAUGUGACCAUUGAUUUGCCGCCACUUGGAGGCGUGCGCUCCAAGCGCUACUCUUUGGUGGUGGAGAAUGGCAAGGUGACCGAGCUGAAUGUGGAGCCCGAUGGUACCGGCCUCAGCUGCUCGUUGGCCAACAACAUUGGCAAGAAGUAAAUUGAUUCCAGCUUCCAAAAAAAAAAAAAACGCUUGAAACUCACAUUAAUGCUAGGCCGCAAUGAUAUCAAUUACGUCUUCUGAAGAACUAUGUAGUACGUACAAUAUAUGCGAUUAGAGAUGUUA
Molecule: messenger RNA, 738 nt
Organism: Drosophila ficusphila
Lineage: Eukaryota; Metazoa; Arthropoda; Insecta; Diptera; Drosophilidae
Gene: Prx5
Product: peroxiredoxin-5, mitochondrial
Exons: 3
Coding region: 40-612 (190 amino acids)
Biological process (GO): cell redox homeostasis; hydrogen peroxide catabolic process; cellular response to oxidative stress
Cellular component (GO): peroxisome; mitochondrion; cytoplasm
Molecular function (GO): thioredoxin peroxidase activity
Source: RefSeq, a predicted model, not a curated record